CGCGCACGCAUCCAAUGGCAGCCUUGUGGAGAGGUGGAUGGGCUGCACCCGUUACUAGGUGGGGUUUACCACCAGUAUAAAUAUACUCUCUCGGUCGCUACAACGCCCCUGGAAACUCAGUGAGACAAACCUCUUCCCUGUAAAGCCAAACGACAGACCCCAUCGCCCCACCAUGGCUUUCAUCAGUGCCUUCCUGGAGCAGACGAUCUAUAUGGGCAUGCCCGAUGACUCAGUCCUGAAGAAGGAGGGGACGGUGACCCCGGCGGCCAAUUUCUGUGCCAAUGGAGACGCGGCAGUCCUGGAGAAGGCCAUCAAGACCAAAGGUGUGGACGAGAACACCAUCAUUGAAAUCCUGGUGAAAAGGAGCAACGAGCAGAGGCAGCAGAUCAAAGAGGCUUACCAGCAGGCCAGCGGCAAGCCUCUGGAAACGGUGCUGAAGAGCGCUCUGAAGGGAGAUCUGGAGGACGUGGUGUUGGCUCUGCUGAAAACACCGGCCCAGUACGAUGCUCAGCAGCUGAAACUGGCUAUGAAGGGUCUGGGCACAGACGAGGACACCCUCAUAGAGAUUUUGGCUUCCAGAACCAACAGAGAGAUCCUGGAUAUAAAGAAAGCCUACAAGGAAGAAUACAAGAAGGACCUGGAGGACCACAUCAGGUCUGACACGAGUGGAGAUUUCAGGACUGCCCUCCUUGAGCUCUGCAAGGCCGGCAGGACUGAAGGAGUCAAUGAGGUGCUGGUCGACAGCGAUGCCAGGUCUCUGUACGAGGCCGGGGAGGGCAGGAAGGGCAAGAACUGCUCCGUCUUCAUCGAGAUCCUCACCAGCAGGAGCGCCCCUCAUCUCCGCAAAGUAUUCGAGAGGUACUCAAAGUACAGCAAAGUGGACGUGGCCAAAGCCAUCGACCUGGAGAUGAAGGGAGAUAUUGAAAACUGUCUCACAGCUUUAGUGAAGUGUGCGGGAAGCAGGCCUGCGUUCUUCGCUGAGAAGCUCUACUUGUCCAUGAAGGGUAAAGGUACCCGCAAAGCUAUCCUGACUCGCAUCAUGGUGUCCCGCUCUGAAAUCGACAUGAAACGGAUCAAGGACGAGUACAAGAAAGCUCACGGCAAAACACUGUACCAGGACAUCCUGGAUGACACUAAAGACGACUAUGAGAAGAUUCUACUCGCCCUCUGUGGGGGUGAAAAUUAAUCGCCAAUCAUCAAGACCAGCGCUCAUACAUGUCACCUAUAAUCUCCUGACACCGUAUGCUCUUAUAGAGAACCGACAAGAGUGUCUUUCUUUGUGACUGUCAUGACAUUUAGAUAUUUACAGCAAAGAUUAACGUGGAAUCGACACGGCUUCAGCGGAUAAAGUUAUUCCUUUUCAUCCCCAGCACUUUUAAUUCAGCAUAUUUCUGAUAGCAGUGCAGCAGCGGGACCAAAUCUCCGGGACAGACUUAGCUUUUACACUCAGAGGAAGAUGAAGUCCCUGAUCUCAGUGCAGCUGCUAACAGAUGUAUGCAGAUCACCAUGUGCCAAUCAUAUUCAGUGGCCUACCCCUUGAAGGAGCUUGGACAUCUUGCAAAUAAAAGCUUUUUGUAUGAAGGCU
This is a messenger RNA of Larimichthys crocea (large yellow croaker), 1585 nucleotides long. It is a transcript of the gene anxa1a, whose product is annotated as annexin A1a. Gene Ontology annotation, biological process: signal transduction; cellular response to glucocorticoid stimulus; phagocytosis. The record is from RefSeq and is a predicted model, not a curated record. NCBI's taxonomy places the organism in Eukaryota, Metazoa, Chordata, Actinopteri, Sciaenidae. The coding region runs from base 173 to 1186 and encodes 337 amino acids. Gene Ontology annotation, cellular component: plasma membrane; nucleus; cytoplasm. The transcript has 12 exons. Gene Ontology annotation, molecular function: phospholipase inhibitor activity; phosphatidylserine binding; calcium-dependent phospholipid binding.